CUUUCUAGCACAGCUUUGUUUUAGGUAGGUACAGUUGUUACCUUAGGAUUCAAAUGGUUGUAACUUCCUUACUGUUAGAUUUUUGUCAGCACAUCUCAGGGCAGCGAGGGUGGGAGACACACACUCUUCACGUUGAACGUUUGGAAUUGCGUUGUGCUGUUUGUGUGCACGUCACCUGAGUGGAAUUCAUGUCUUUAAGAUAUUGUAUUUAGCACAGAUCCAUUUGAUGGAUGCAUUACAAAUAACAGGCACCAAUUUAUGCUUUGUCCAAAGCUGAGAGACAGCACAGCAGAACAGAGAGUGAAUUUGUGCACUGCAGGCUUGGAACUACAGCCAAAUGGAGAGAGUCAGGAGCAGUUCAAAAUCCCUGAAGAUGCAGGAAAUCCAACAACCAGCUGGGCAUCAAGUCCAUGCAAGUGGCCAGGCUGUUGCUCCCCACUCUGCCAGACAUGAAUUCCAGGACAGAGGCCACGACAAUCCCAGCAGAGUUGGGUGUGCCCAGAAUCAAAGAAGAAGGUUAAAAAGUUUCCGGACCAGACAUCUAGCAAGGAAAUUCUUCUAUCUGUGGGCAAAAAUGACAUUUGGACAAGUUCUCCCUUCCAAAGCCAGAUCCUUUCAUGACCAGAAGAUUCUUCAAAAAACUUUUGGCCAGUGGAAGGAGUGGUGGACAGUUUGCAGAGAGAGGAAGCUCAGCCUCAGAGCAGAGAACCACUACAGGCAUUUCCUCUGUAGUUGGAUACUCAAGGCCUGGAGAGCCUAUGUGUGCCAGCAGCAAGGAGAGAGGAACAAACACUGUGUUGCAGAGUCUCAUGCAAAGAAGCAAAAGUUGCUCAGGACCUGGCAGUGCUGGCUGGUUUAUGUUGAUGUUCAAAGGACAAAACGUGGGAUGCAGUCUGUGGCACUGGCAUUCAGGGAAAGAAGCUGUCUGCGCGUUUCAUGGGCAGUGUGGAGAAGACAACACUACCAGAAAUGCACUGGACAUCAAAUGAAUAUUUUGGCUCUGCAGCACUGGGCCCAGAGCCUGCAAUUUCGAGCUUGGUUGCAGUGGCGAGAGCUGUAUUUGUACAGCCAGAAUGAGAAGCAGAAGGAGACCAGGGCAGUCACUCACCAUCGGCACUGGGAAUUGAGGAGGUGCCUGGGAGCGUGGCUGGGAUACUUAAACCUCCACAGAGUAAAGAAACGUCAGAAUGAGCUGGCCCAGGAGCUCCACCGGAGCCGGACACUCCGGCGCUGUUUCUCCGACUGGCGGCUGUUGUUGGAGUGCAAGAGAAGAAUUCAUGCUCACCAAAGGGACUUGGAAAAACAAGCAGCAAGGAUUGCCUUAUGGAGAGUCUUUGCACACUGGAAGCAGUAUGUUGUGCUGCGUGUGGAGGAGUCUCGGCAGUGUGAGCUGGCUGAAGAGCACUACAGACAUCACCUGUUGAAACUUGGCUUUAAGGGUCUUUGGCAGAAUGUUGUGAACACUCGUCUUCAGAGAAUGAGAAAAAAUCUGUCACACCGUCAGCACCAAGUUACAGUGCUGCAGAAGUUCUGGAACCGUUGGAAGUCCCGUUUGGAAGAGAAGGAGGAAGAACAGCAGCAGGCCUUGACAUUAGUGGCUCAUGUCCGUUAUAGGAGGGUGUUGAUGAGAUGGGUGUUUGACACGUGGCUGCUGAAGGCCAACAAGUUGCAGGAGGAUCGAAUGGGGGAGGAGAGGGCUGUGCUUCAUUUUGAAAGGCAACUGUUGCACUGUUUCUGGCGCUCCUGGCGCAGAAGAGCAGCGGCAAGUUUGGAGGAGCAGGAGGCCUUAGUUCGUGCCAGAGAUCACUACAGUAACUUCCUGAAGCUGAAGGCCUUCUGUCUCUGGAAGCAAAGUACUCAGGAGAGAAAAACAGAGAGGCUCAGGGAGGUGCAAGCCUUAAGAUUUCACUGUUCAAAGUGUCUGCAGAAGACUUGGAACAAGUGGAGGGAGUAUGUGGGACAUCAGCGUGAGAAAUGGAGGAAGUUGGUGCGAGCAGAUCUGCACUAUCGGCAGACGUUGCUGGGCAAGACCUUGGCAGCCUGGAAGAGUUACCAACAAAAGGUACGGAGUGUUCUGUACCGAGUAGCUGAAAAGGAGGAAGAGCACACCAGACUGCUGCUGGGGCAGCUUCUGUGUACAUGGAGAGAAAAUGCCCUUGUUCUUAUACAUGAAGCCAAGGCAACUGCUCGGGCAGAUGAGCACUACAGGAGGGCAGUCCUGUUGAAGGUGUUGCUGCAGUGGAGACACACGGCCUGGCUGCGAGCACGUCACCGCCAGGAGAAGGUGACAGCUGUGAUGGAGGCCAGAAAACACCUGGAUACAGUGCGUUUACAGACCCUGUUUCUUCACUGGAAGGAAUUAAUGAGGGAAUGUCUGAUGCUGAGGGCUCAGCACCACAGGGCAGUACAGCAUCACCAGCAGCACCUGCUCCACAAGUACCUGGGGAAAUGGAAAAAUUAUCAUCAGCAGUGCCUUGAGAAAACGCUGCUGCAGAGACGGGGAGAUCAGCUAAUGACUCACAGACUUUGCUCUGCUUCCUUCUCUUGCUGGAAGGCACGGCUGUUGCAGCAACAACGGGAAAAGCAGCAGACAGUGCAGGCACUGUGGCACUGGUCCCUGUCGGUGCAGCGGAAGGUAUUUGAUGCUUGGCUCACAUUUGCCAAGGAGCAACAGGAGAAGAAAGAUGUCAAUGAAAAAGGCACAGGAGUUCACCACACGAGUUUUCUGAGAGAAGGUGGAAUCUGGGCCUUGAGAAACCCCAGUGGCAUGAAACAGUUGGAGGAUCAGCUCCAUGCUCAGCACCAGCUGAAGCAGGUGACAUUUGGGAGGCCUGAUGUUAGUCCUGAGACAAGAGGACAUUCAGCAGAGGAAGAGCCAUGGCCUUCAAAAUGCAGACAUCUACCACUGCACCCUGCUGAUGGGGGCUCAGUUCUCAGUGAUCUAAGUGGUAUUCAACGAGCCAGGUUACCACCACGGAGGCCUGACUUCCUUCUGGAGUCUCUAGAAAGCAAGGAACUGCUGGGACCUCCUUUUGCUAGGUCAGAGGUGCCUUUUCAGCAAAAAUCUGUGAAUAAAUGUUCUGCACAGAGUGGGAACUUACUGCAGACACCUCACCUGGAGGAAAGCACCUGUAAAUGCCUGUCUCAGACGGGCAGUGCUGCUCAUUCCUGUCCUGUUCCCUCUCUCCCACAUGCUGCUCUCCCCUCUCCCCCACUGUGGACAGCAGAUGUGCCCCGUGCUGGGCAGGGCCCAGAGCUCUGGUCUCCUGCCUCUUUCAUGCCCCAAAUGAAAGCUGGAUCAGAGAAGAGAGGAGAUCAGCCUGGGAGUGGUCACAAAGGAGCCCAUUCCCAGGAGUCCCAACAGAACUCAGUGGGGAAGUUGCGACCAAAUUUGCAGCCACAUCUGCUGUCACCUGAAGACUUGGUGGGACAGUGGAGUCACCAAACUGCAGCUGAAGGGGAAGAGAGGGAGCACAGUUCCAGAGAAGAAAUGGUGUUGCAGAGAAAGGUGGAGGCUGAACUCCGACACAUCCAGCAGCAGAUGCAGUACUACUACAGCAGGAAGCUGGAGCUCAAGUCCUGUCAGCAGCAGGCACAGAUUCUGCAGCAGUGGCUGGAACUGAGCUCAGGACCAGGAGCCCGAGCUGGUGUGCAAGGAGUUCAGGAAGAGCUGGGCCAGCUGCAGGGGAGGAUCCACACCCUGAGUGCAGCCCAGCUGACGGACAGACAGCGCGUGCAGAGCCUGCUCACCCGCCUGCAGGAGAUCCAGCUUGCCCUGGAUCUAUAAUGCCUCUGAUCCAACUUUCCAGCUCAGGGGUAGGACUUUUUGCCCCUUUGAUAGCAGGGGAGGAUGGAAGAGAUGUGUACAUUCACUUAGUUCUACGUACAGCAUUUAUAUUUGAUAAAUUAAGUGAAAAUGGUUUUGCUUGUUUUGUUGUUACAAAAGCUGAUUAAAAACCACACUGGAGCUACAUCUACCUCAUGCUGCACUUGCAAUACCUAGUUUAGGGUUACCCUGCCAGAAAGAUAAGCAACACAGAUAAGACUCUUUAUUUCAAAAUGUUUGCAAUUAAAUGAGUUCAUGUCAGUAAGUCAUACACUUUGACAUACAAAAAUACCGUGCUACUGAUACAGUUGAAUUAAAUGGAUUCUCCAGGCAGGAGAAAUUCACAGCAUUAUCAGUACCCUCGAGCAACUUUGCUUUCAGUUCUGGGUGUGUUGCUGGCCCUGCAUCACAAGCAAUGCUGAGUUAUUAGCUCGCUCUGCACAGUAUUAAAACCAUCCUAAAAACAGCCAAUUGCUGGAUCCUCUCCUCCUUCUGAGCUUUUUAAUAAAGCAAACAUCAAGUAACCCAUCCUCCAUCACAGGCUAACAGUAACCUUCAGAUACUGUGGAUGAUGAUGCUGAGUAGGAAGAAAUUAAAGCUUAAAUUUCCUUUGGCUGUGUCUGGGUGCCAAAGGCCCCAAUGGAAAAGGGGGAAAAGAUUCACUUGUCUUUUUUUCUCAUCCACUGGAACAAAUUUGCUUUCUACUGUUAACACAACAUUGAAGUUUAAUCAAAAAUCUCACCUUAACUUUAUCCUCUUGGGGUUGAUAUUUGACUUACUCUUUUCUCACUCUCAAAGGUUUAAAAAAAACCCUUGCAUCUGGUACUAUACUGCUGCAGGAGUAAACUUGCUAAUGCCAAGAAGUUUAACAAGAUAGGUGGCUGAGAGCCACUUCAAGCUUUCAAACUCCUCCCUGUGUGAAGUGAGGAAACACUGACUCCUGGAGCCAAAUGAAUUUUCUCCUGCUUGUCACCCAAACAGCCACCACCAUCACCUGACCCAGGGCUGGGCUACAUCACUUAGAGGCAGUUCAUCAUCCCUUCCUCCCUGAUGACAAGCUAAGCAUACAGGACUUGGCAAACUGGACAUUUGUACAACAAAAUUAUAUUCUAUUUUCUGCAGUGCAUACAAAGAAGAUAAGGGUUUCUUUAGGAGAUCAGAGCUGGUCAAAGCCUAUCUCCUUGAAGUAGCAGAAAAGUAGCUCAAGCAAGGAAGUAAUAUGAGAAAUCUUUCAGAAAGCAGAAAGGCAGGUUUCAUAAGCAUGUCCACUCCAACAAGCUCUGGACAGCACAAUCAGUUCUAAAUGUUUGAGUGCUGGGACCUGAAACAGUUUAUUCUCUAAAAACAACUGAUACAUGGCUUUAAAACUCAAUUCCUCUUCACUCUGGCAGUGGUUUCUGUCAGCACCACAUAGUGCCACCUGCAGCAGAUCCAAGGUGUGAGAUUUUAACUCUUCUUGACAUGAACUCUAAAAUUUUACUGUGGAUGAAGCUUCAGCACAGAGCUUUCAGCCCCCAGCACAUUCCUAGCAUUAAGUAUGAGGGCAUAAGUUAGAGCCAGUGUGGGUUUUUUUUAUAUUUUGAGUAAGAUGAAAUUGUUGCCAGUCAAGGGAGGGCCGGGUUGGCACCUGGGAGGCAACGUGAGAUUUCUUCAAAGAGCCAUAAUGUUUGUAAACACAGUCAGUGCAUAGGGCAUUUCACUCUGAGCAAUAAAAACUGGUCCUGAAGUA
Molecule: messenger RNA, 5555 nt
Organism: Chiroxiphia lanceolata (lance-tailed manakin)
Lineage: Eukaryota; Metazoa; Chordata; Aves; Passeriformes; Pipridae
Gene: SFI1
Product: SFI1 centrin binding protein
Exons: 30
Coding region: 338-3787 (1149 amino acids)
Molecular function (GO): phosphatase binding
Source: RefSeq, a predicted model, not a curated record